AUGAGUGCACUUCCCUCGUCGUCGUCAUCGUCGUCGCAUCGUGCAAUCGGUUACACUCAACUAUCCCAGAUUGCAGAUACCGACAUGGCCAACCCCAAGCAUCCCGACCCGACGACGGAGUUAUUCUCCGAAGAUGGUGGCCAGCGGGGCGAUUUCCGGGCCAUUGACCCCGAGAGCGGCGUCAAACGGGGCCUCAAAACGCGGCAUCUCAGCAUGAUGGCGUUGGCUGGCAUCAUUGGUCCGGGUCUCUUGGUCGGUUCCGGAGGGGCACUGUCAAGUGGCGGACCGGCCUCGUUACUCAUUGGCUUUGGUGUCAUUGGCAUUAUCGCCUUUAGUAUCAUGCAGAGUCUGGGAGAGCUCACAACACUGUACCCAAGUGGCGGCGCUUUCACCAAAUUGGCAGACCGGUUUGUCGACAAGGCAUUUGGCGUUGCGGUGGGGUGGAACUACUUCAUCAUCUGGUUUGCUGUGCUUGCCAACGAGUAUAAUGCCGUCACCAGUGUUUUGGUCUUCUGGGGUCCUCAGGUCCCGGUCUGGGGGUAUUUCCUAAUUCUAUGGUGUGCCUUUCUGGCCUUCCAAUUGCUUGGCGUGGAAACCUUUGGUGAGGCCGAGUUUUGGCUGGCAUUGAUCAAACUUCUUGGUCUCACUGCGUAUUUCUUGUUUGCCAUCAUCUAUGUUUCCGGUGGGAUCAAGGGCGCGGAUGCCAUUGGGUUCCGCUAUUGGCACGAUCCCGGUCCUUUCGUGGAAGGCUUCCGAGGUGUCGCGACAGUGUUUGUCUUUUGCUCCACAUUCUAUGCAGGUGUCGAGUCCGUCGCUGUCGCCGCCACGGAGACAAGGAACCCCAAGGUUGCCGUUCCGCUGGCCAUUCGACAGACGUUUUGGCGCAUUGUUUUCAUCUACAUGGGAUCGGCCUUCUUUUUUGGCCUGACAUGCCCUGCCAAUGCCGACGAUCUGACCAACGGAGCUAGCAGAGCCCUCAAGAGCCCAAUGACUAUCGCCAUUCAAAACGCCGGAUGGGAAGGUGGUGUUCAUUUGAUCAAUGCCUUUAUAUUGGUCACUUGCGUUUCAGCAAUCAACUCUUCCAUCUACAUAUCAUCACGGACCCUACUCUUCAUGGCGCAGGAUGGAAAGGCCCCGAAGAUUCUCGGCAAGACUGAUUCUCGAGGUGUUCCCAUUCCAGCUAUCGUCCUUGCAAAUGCAUGCGGUGCUCUCAGUCUCAUGAAUAUCAGAACAGGCUCGGCUGAAGCGUACAAUUACAUCGUCAACUUGAGUGGCGUUUCAACAUUUCUGGUUUGGGGAUCAAUCUCCUUUACGCAUAUACGAUUCCGAGAUGCUUGGAAAGUUCAGGGUAAUCGCGAAGAGGAUCUGCCAUUCAGAUCUUCUCUAUAUCCGUGGAAUGCCUACUUUGGGUUGGGAGCUAAUAUGUUUCUGGCUCUAGUCCAGGGAUGGACAACUCUCAGCCCUUUCGAUGCAGGCAGCUUUGUUGAUGCUUACAUCUUGCUUCCCCUCUUUCCCAUUAUUUACUUUGGUUACAAACUUGUCUUCAAAACAAGAUUUUGGCGAGCUGAAGAGAUAGAUCUGCAAUAUGGACAACGGCGCGAUCUAGACGAGGUGAAGGAGUUGAGGACGGGUGAACUGGAAGGUCACCUUCCGUUCUGGAGGAGACUAUUGAAGAGUUUCUGA
Pestalotiopsis fici W106-1 is the source of this 1683-nucleotide messenger RNA. Its product is annotated as General amino acid permease AGP3. Gene Ontology annotation, cellular component: membrane. Lineage: Eukaryota; Fungi; Ascomycota; Sordariomycetes; Amphisphaeriales; Sporocadaceae. Bases 1 to 1683 code for a protein of 560 amino acids. Gene Ontology annotation, molecular function: amino acid transmembrane transporter activity. The transcript is spliced from 3 exons. The record is from RefSeq and is a predicted model, not a curated record. Gene Ontology annotation, biological process: amino acid transmembrane transport.